AUGACGCCGCUGUCUGCCAAGAUCAGCCCAUACAGUGAGGACUGGGAGUCGCCAACAGAAUACUUCGGGGUUGUUAAGGACAGUAAGUACACGGUGAUUGGGGUCACUCUGAGCACUGAACGGAGGGUCUCCAAGAGGGAGUGGGGGGCGCUGCAAUGUGAAAGGGCGCCAGCACCAAAGAGUGCACUGUUGAAGUCAGCAGCUCGAACAGGGGACAUCAUUCUUGUCGGUGGGGAGGGAGUGGAAGCCGCCGCGCACUCCGCUGUUUUGGUCGACGUGCCCUACUUCGAAGCGAAACUGAGGGAAGAGUGGUCGGGGACCACCGGGUGGAAUCUGCACAACAAGCUGCGCCUGCGCUUGCCGUGCGCCGUCGACCAGAAAACCCUCAAGCUCUUCCUGCGGUGCAUAUACGGGGACGUCAAGCCGCUGUACAAGGUCGAGCCGACCAGCCUUUUGCUCCAGGAGGUGCUUGCGCUCGCGGACGCCUGCAACAUACCCGACGUGUGCGCUGACGUAAUCCGCGUGGUGGAGGUGACGUCAGAGAACGUCAACUCGUGGCUAGAGUGGCUGCUGAAGGAGCACGGGGCGGACGCCGAGCCCAUUCAGCAGCAGGUGGUAAAGGUCAUGCGAGACCAGUUACAAAGCGCAUUGGAACGGCAGAAGCUCACGGUAGAGCAGCUUGCCGCUAUGUCGAGGUUCUUGGCCGGAAGUGACUCCUUACAAGUUGCUCCAUAG
This is a messenger RNA of Klebsormidium nitens, 735 nucleotides long. The record is from the annotation of a GenBank genome assembly. NCBI's taxonomy places the organism in Eukaryota, Viridiplantae, Streptophyta, Klebsormidiophyceae, Klebsormidiales, Klebsormidiaceae.